AUGGGGGCGCCGCUGAGCCGCAGCUCCCGGGCUGACUCCAACCAGCAGAACCAACCGGGUGCCAGCAUGCGCUCAGCAGUUCUGCUCCUGGUGCUGGCCGUCAGGAUGUGCGCGGACAGCACGGAACGACCAACAGCUGGCUGCACCUUUGAUGAAGACUCCGACUCUGGCUUAUGUGAGUACAAACAGGGUCAGGAGGAUGACUUCGACUGGCAGCUCAUCAGGACCUACAGCUGGCCACAUCCAACGACAGAUCUUCUGCCAGGGUCCUUUAUGGUGGUGAAUUCCUCGCAGCAUAUGGUGGCCCAGCGAGCACAGCUGCACCUGCUUCCCCUCAGUGAGAACGACACCCACUGCAUCCAGUUCAGCUAUUUCCUGUACAGCCGUGACGGCCACAGUCCCGGGGCCCUCCAGGUUUACAUUCGGGUUAACGGGGGCCCUAAAGGCAGUGCUGUGUGGAACAUCUCUGGCUCCCAGGGGCACCAGUGGCACCAGGUGGAACUCGCAGUCAGCACUUUCUGGCCAAGUGAAUACCAGGUCAUCUUUGAAGCGACUGUUUCCAGUGAUCGGCAGGGAUACAUCGCCUUGGACGACACUGUGCUGCUCAAUUACCCCUGCUACAAGGUGGCUCAUUUCUCCCGGCUCGGUGAUGUGGAGGUGAACGCUGGGCAGAACGCCUCAUUUCAGUGUGUCGCCACUGGCAAAGUUUCUGAGACGGAGCCCUUCAUGCUGGAGCGGAGAAACGGCGUGGUGCUCAACACUUCCCUGCUCUCGCGGCUGAGCCACAAGCGGCUGAUGGCAACUUUUCAGGUGGAGGCCCAUCGUGGAAAGCAGGAUCUCUACCGCUGCAUCACCUUAUCUCCCCGAGGAGCUGCUGUCUCCAACUUUGGAGAGCUCAUUGUGAGAGUGCCCCCGACCCCGAUUGCACCCCCUCAGCUCCUGCGGGCCGGCCCCACUUACUUGAUCAUCCAGCUCAACACUAACUCCAUCGUUGGGGAUGGACCGGUCAUUCGUCGAGAGAUCCAGUACAGGGCUAGCCAAUCAACCUGGACUGAGACUCAUGUCGUGGGCUCUCUUACCUACAAGGUUUGGCACCUGGAACCAGACACAGAGUACCAGAUCAGUGUCCUGCUCACACGUCCUGGGGAGGGGGGCACCGGAGCACCUGGACCCCCGCUAGUCAGCAGGACAAAGUGUGCAGAGCCUAUGCGGGCACUGCGAGGUCUCACAGCCACAGAGAUCCAGCCUCGACAGUUGGUCCUUCAGUGGGAACCACUAGGUUACAACCUGACCCGCUGCCACACAUACUCCUUAUCCCUAUGCUACCGGUACUCCAUGCCAACAGGAAGCAGUGGAGGGAACAAUGCCACGGUCAGAGAAUGCCUGUCAGUGGACCGCAACACUUCUCACUUCACCCUAAGGGACCUGCCACCCUUUCGCACAGUCCACGUGCGACUGGCGCUGUCCAAUCCGGAGGGCAAGAAGGAAAGCAGGGAGAUUACCUUCCAGACAGAGGAAGACAUUCCUGGGGGCAUUGCUCCGGAGUCCUUGACGUUCACCCCACUCGAUGACAUGAUCUUUCUCAAGUGGGAGGAGCCUGUAGAACCCAAUGGUCUUAUCACACAGUAUGAGAUCAGCUAUCAGAGUAUCGAGUCUUCGGACCCGGGCAUUAAUGUGCCUGGCCCUCGUCGUACCGUGUCCAAACUGAGGAAUGAAACCUAUCACAUGUUCUCGGGCCUGCAUCCUGGAACCACCUACCUGGUGUCAGUCCGUGGCCGCACCGCCAAAGGCUUCGGUCAGACAGCCCUCACUGAGAUCACCACCAACAUCUCAGCUCCUGUAUUCGACUACGAAGACAUUCCCUCUCCGCUGAGCGAGUCAGAGAGUACUAUCACUGUUCUUCUUCGCCCUGCCCUGGGGAGAGGAGCUCCUGUCAGUGCUUAUCAGGUGGUGGUGGUGGAGGAGGAUGGGUCCCGUAAGGUAAGGAGAAGGGAACUAGGCUCCGUGGACUGUUUCCCUUCUCCAAACUCACACAAUGAGGCCCAGGUUAAAGGGUCCCCUCAUUACUACACAGCUGAGCUAGCUCCUAGCAGUCUGCCUGAGGCCACGCCUUUCACCGUGGGCGACAAUCACACCUACAACGGCUACUGGAACAGUCCUUUAGACCCUACUAAGAACUACCUCAUCUACUUCCAAGCCACCAGCAACUUCAGAGGGGAGACCAGAAUAAACUGCAUCAGGAUUGCUCGCAAAGCUGCCUGUAAGGACUCAAAGACAGCUCUGGAGGUAUCCCAGCACGCUGAGGACAUGGGUCUGAUCCUGGGAGCCUGUGCCGGAGGUCUGGUGGUCCUCAUCCUGCUGCUGGGGGCUAUUGUCAUCAUUGUGAAGAAGGGAAGGGACUUCUAUUCUUACCCCUAUUACCCCAGGAAGAAGGUGGUCAUCAACAAGGCAGCCAUGGCCUACCGACAGGAGAAGAGUCAAAAGCUGAGCUCUUUGGACUGCAGCAUGACAGAGCAGAGCACGCUCCAGCAGGAUGAAAGGAUGGCCAACCCCUUCAUGGACACCCACGGCUGCAACUCUCGAAAUGAGCAGCGCAGCUCUGUUAACGAGUCCAGCAGCUUACUGGGAGGCUCACCCCAACGUCACUGUCAGAGGAAAAACUCACCUUAUCACACAGGUCAGCUCCACCCUGCUGUAAGGGUGGCUGACCUCCUACAGCACAUCAACCAGAUGAAGACGUCCGAGGGCUACGGCUUCAAGCAGGAGUAUGAAAGUUUCUUCAAUGGCUGGGACGUCACAAAAAAGAAAGAUAAGACCAAAGGAAGACACGACAACUUGCUCAGCCAUGAUCGCCAUCGUGUCAAGCUCCACUCUCUGCUCGCAGACCCCAGUUCUGAAUACGUCAAUGCGAACUACAUAGACAUUCGGAUAAACAGGGAAGGUUAUCAGCGAUCAAACCACUUCAUUGCCACUCAAGGGCCCAAUCAAGAGAUGAUCUACGAUUUUUGGCGAAUGGUUUGGCAGGAAAAUUGCUUCAGUAUCGUCAUGCUCACCAAGCUGGUAGAAAUCGGCAGGGAGCAGUAUGUGUUCAUCCACGAUGCCAUCCUGGAGGCUUGCCUGUGUGGAGAAACCGCCAUCCCUGUUUCUGAGUUUGCUCUCAGCUAUAAGGAGAUGUUGAAGGUCGACUCUCAGAGCAACUCAUCACAGCUCAGAGAGGAGUUUCAGACCCUGAACUCUGUUACUCCUCACCUGGAUGUGGAGGAGUGCAGCAUCUCCUUGAUGCCCAGGAACCGUGAGAAGAACCGCAGCAUGGACGUUCUUCCACCUGACCGUUCCCUGGCUUUUCUCAUCACCACUGAGGGAGAAAGCAGCAACUACGUGAACGCAGCGCUGGCUGACAGCUUCCUCCGACCUGCCGCCUUUGUGGUGACGCCGCACCCACUGCCCGGCACCACCACCGACUUCUGGAGGCUAGUGUAUGACUACGGCUGCACAUCUGUGGUGAUGCUCAACCAGCUCAACCAGUCCAACUCUGCAUGGCCCUGUCUGCAGUAUUGGCCGGAGCCAGGGCUACAGCAGUUCGGGCCCAUGACAGUGGAGCUUCUUUCCAGGACCGCUGACGAAGACAUCAUCAUCCGUCUCUUUCGGAUUCAGAACAUCACUCGUGUAAGCGGAUUGAGGAGACAUCUUUUUGGGACUGAUGGCCUCAAUCUGAACAACUCAGGUACCCGUAUUCUAACUGCCAACCUGGACUACAAGGCAGUGGACAAUGGUGCGUCCCUCCUCACACUCCCUCUGCCAGUUGUGAACCUGAGCCAAGAGGCUGAGGAAGGCCUUCUUGGAGUCGGGCACAUCGCGGUACGGGGACCAACGCAGGAACUGGAAGUGGCGCACCACAAGAAUGGUGGUGGACGAAGCGGUACCUUUUGUGCAUGUACCAUGAUCCUGGAAAUGAUUCGCCAUCACAGUUUGGUGGACGUGUUCUUCUCUGCCAAAACACUGCGCAACUCGAAGCCAAACAUGGUGGAGACGAUGGAGCAGUACCGGUUCUGCUAUGAGCUGGCCCAGGAGUACCUGGAUUGUUUGGAAGUCAGAUAG
Molecule: messenger RNA, 4098 nt
Organism: Nematolebias whitei (Rio pearlfish)
Lineage: Eukaryota; Metazoa; Chordata; Actinopteri; Cyprinodontiformes; Rivulidae
Gene: ptprua
Product: protein tyrosine phosphatase receptor type Ua
Exons: 30
Coding region: 1-4098 (1365 amino acids)
Biological process (GO): protein dephosphorylation
Cellular component (GO): membrane
Molecular function (GO): protein tyrosine phosphatase activity; protein binding
Source: RefSeq, a predicted model, not a curated record